GGUAGAGCAACGCCGCGGCUUGUCCGAGGCCAGGCCCAGCCUGGCGUCCGCCCACUGUGGGCACGUGCUGCGGCCUUGUGUGCGCAGGCACCCCUAGGACCCCGCGACAGAACCGCUCUCUGGGAACCUGGGUUCCGGGACAAGGUGCCGAGAGGCGCAGUGGUGGGGGGAGGAGGCCCGACGAGAAGCAGCGGGAGAAACCUCAGGCUCCCGGCAAAGAGCUGAACACAGCACAUCUGCGGCCAGAGGGUCUGGGAGCCCGUGGCAGAGCUAAGCGGGCGGUGCGCAGGGGAAGGCAUCCCCGCGCAGAGGCGGCUGUGAUUUGAAAACCUUGGCCUCCUGAGUGACUGAUCUGGGAGCUGUUGAUGCGUAAUACCGGGCUCAGCCCCGCUCGGAGCCUUCGGGGUGUGGGAGCCCUGGCCAGCGCAGCCCUUCUCGCAGCCCUGUGGCUGCUGUGGCUGCUCCAGUCCACCCCUGGGGCCGCUCCGGCGCCCCGGCCCACGCUCACCAUCCUCAUCUGGCACUGGCCCUUCGCCAAGCAGCCCCCAGAGCUGCCCAGCAACACCUGCACCAGCUACGGGGUGGCCCACUGCCGCCUGACCGCCGACCGCAGCCUGCUGGCCAGUGCCGACGCUGUGGUCUUCCACCACCGAGAGCUGCAGACCCAGCGGGCCCGCCUGCCCCUGGCUGAUCGGCCCCCUGGGCAGCCCUGGGUGUGGGCCUCUAUGGAAUCACCCAGCCACACCCACGGCCUCGACCGCCUCCGUGGCAUCUUCAACUGGGUGCUGAGCUACCGGCGAGACUCCGACAUCUUCGUGCCCUACGGCCGCCUGGAGCCCCGUGAAGGGCCUGCACCCCCGCUGCCGGCCAAGAAUGGGGUGGCCGCCUGGGUGGUCAGCAACUUCCAGGAGCGGCAGCGGCGUGUGCAGCUGUACCGGCAGCUGGCACCUCACAUGCGGGUGGAUGUGUUCGGCCGCGCCAAUCGGCAGCCACUGUGCGCCGACUGCCUGCUGCCCACCGUGGCCCGCUACCUCUUCUACCUGUCCUUCGAGAACUCCCAGCACCGAGACUACAUCACUGAGAAGUUCUGGCACAAUGCGCUGGCAGCCGGCACCGUGCCUGUGGUGCUGGGGCCCUCAAGGGCCACCUAUGAGGCUUUUGCCCCGCCUGACGCCUUUGUGCAUGUGGACGACUUCAGCUCAGCCCGAGAGCUGGCCGCCUUCCUCACCGGCAUGAACCAGAGCUACUAUCGGCGCUACUUUGCCUGGCGAGACCGGCUUCAGUUACGGCUGUUCCGCGACUGGAGGGAGCGCUUCUGCACCAUCUGCGCCCGCUACCCACACCUGCCCCGCGGCCAGGUCUACCAGGACCUCAAGGGCUGGUUCCAGGCCUGAGCUCUGCCCGCUGGAGGAGGCACGGGUGGGUGGCUGGGUAGCUGGCAAUGUGGGUGGAAGGCUGGGUGUUGAAAUCAAACCACUGGCAUCCGGGCUUCUCGGCAAACAUCAGGCUAACUUGGAGGCUGGAGUCGGGAGCCAGGAAGCAAGGGUAAUGGAGGAGCAGGCUAGUCUGGGCAGGCUGUGGGUAGGAGGGGGCCCAUGGGCAUCGGAGUCAGUGUUUAGGGGCAGGGAGGGAGGAAUGGGGGUGCGUGUUGCUGAGGUUGACCAAACAUGAGGGGCUGCUGGGGCCCUCCCUCUCCACCUUGCUCACAUCGUGGGUGGGUCAAGGCUAUCCUCAGACACAGAGCUGAGAGAGGCCGGGGGAAGGGCCCUCGGAGCUGGGGUCCCCAUGUCUGGAAUGUGCAGGCUGGAGCUUGGUGUGCAGACCUGUGUGGCCCACACCCAAGAUGGCCAACCUGCUCGUAGGGGUUUUUGCAGCCGAAGUGCCCUUGGGGAUAGGGCACCCAUCAAUAAAGAAACAAAGCACAA
Messenger RNA from Camelus dromedarius (Arabian camel), 1925 nucleotides. It is a transcript of the gene FUT7, whose product is annotated as fucosyltransferase 7. The transcript is spliced from 3 exons. Gene Ontology annotation, cellular component: membrane. NCBI's taxonomy places the organism in Eukaryota, Metazoa, Chordata, Mammalia, Artiodactyla, Camelidae. Gene Ontology annotation, molecular function: alpha-(1->3)-fucosyltransferase activity. Bases 366 to 1394 code for a protein of 342 amino acids. The record is from RefSeq and is a predicted model, not a curated record.